UCAACUUUGGUCGAGCCACCUAUGGAUGAGUGCGAGCAGCUGCGUUAUUGUUGGUAGCCGUAAUACCGUAGUAGUAGGUCGAGCGUCGAGCAUCGGCACAAACUUCAAACGUGCAUGCUAUUGUGCAACUUAGCAAUAUACGCUUCACGCCAGCAUUCGGACAAUGCGUGUCACAUCCCUGAUGUCGGCAGCGAUGCGAAACCAAGCGUCUCCCACCGUUGCACGGCCGCAUGACAUUCAAGUAAACGCCAUUUCCGGUAGCCGUGGCCCCGCCAAUGGCGAUCGGCUCGCCUGCAUGCGAAUCCGGUCCCGUGCUGUUGCCGCUGCACACCUGAAAGGGGCCGGCAGCGGCUCCCUAUACGAGCGGCAGCGGCAUGGGCUGCCAUCGCCCCCACCGCAGCAGCUGACGGGAGACACGCGUGGUGCUAUUGCGGGGGCUCACUGGGGUAGGGAGAACGAAAAUCAGCAGGUGGGGGACACCCUUGGCACUACCAGCAGCAAUGCCAGCAGCAGUAGCAGUAGCAGUAGCGCACUCCUCGCCUCUAGCUCCGCCUUUAGCCCCCCUCCGCCCGCCUCCGUCCCCGUCGCGACCUCCGCCUCCGCAAGCCAGCGACUGCAGCGACUGCUGGGCGAGACGAUCCGGCGCAGCAGCAGCAUCUGUAGCAGCAGUGGUGGAGCCGGCGGCGGGAUGCGGCCAACUGAGACGGAGGCGGGGGAGCAGGUGGCAGCAGCGGCGCUAGCAGAGUGUACUACACAGGUUGCAUUGGGGGCGGU
Molecule: messenger RNA, 774 nt
Organism: Astrephomene gubernaculifera
Lineage: Eukaryota; Viridiplantae; Chlorophyta; Chlorophyceae; Chlamydomonadales; Astrephomenaceae
Source: the annotation of a GenBank genome assembly